CCGGCUCAGUUUGCGUCUCUUUACUACUUCUGUUGUGUUCAUGAGAGCAUCAAUACUGCACUAAUUCAUCAUAAAAUAACACACUUUACUCAUGGAUGUUUAAGUUCACGAUUAAUUCUCCUGCGAUCAUGGCGGUGCCAAUGGAAAGUCAACUGCAGAGUAUUUUUGAGGAUGUAGUGAAAACUGAGGUGAUUGACGAGGCGUUUUCUGGGAUGUUUAUGGACAGUCCUGAGGAUGAGAGAACUAAACUAGUGAGCUGUUUAGGAGCGUUCAGACAGUACUGGAGUAGUCUGCCUCAGGAGUCACAUGACCAGUGUGUGCAGUGGAUUGUGCGCUUCAUUCAUAGUCAACACAGUCCCAAACGCAUCUCCUUUCUCUAUGACUGUCUGGCAAUGGCGGUGGAGACCAACCUGUUGCCGCCCAGAAUGGUUUGUCAGGCGCUUAUCAGUUCAGACAGUUUGGAGUGGGAGAGAACUCAACUUUGGGCCUUGACCUUCAAGCUCAUCCGCAAAAUCAUCGGUGGAGUCGACUACAAGGGUGUGAGGGAUUUACUAAAGGCCGUGAUGGAUAAGAUUCAGACUGUCCCAAACUUUGUGAGCUCAGCUGUGGUUCAGCAGAUGCUGGCAGCACGUGAGGUUGUGGAAUACAUUCUGGACCGUAACGCCUGCCUGCUUCCGGCAUAUUUUGCAGUAACAGAGAUCAGGAAGCUGUAUCCAGAGGGGGCGCUCUCACACUGGCUCUUGGGCAGCCUGAUUUGUGACUUCGUUGAUAGUUUCAGACCUACGGCCCGAAUAAACUCCAUUUGCGGUCGCUGCAGUCUUCUGCCGGUGGUUAAUAAUUCUGGAGCGAUUUGUAACUCGUGGAAACUGGACCCAACCACCCUACGUUUCCCACUGAGAGGAAUGCUGCCAUAUGAUAAGGAUCUGUUUGAGCCACAGACGGGUCUGCUGAGAUAUGUCCUGGAACAGCCGUACUCGAGGGAUAUGGUCUGCAACAUGCUGGGCCUUAACAAACAGACCCUGAACAUUGCUCAGCAUAAGCAGAGAUGUCUGGUGCUGGAAGACCAGCUGGUAGAUCUGGUGGUGUACGCCAUGGAGCGGUCAGAGACGGAGGAGCAGUUUGAUGACGGAGGCACCAGUCAACUCUUGUGGCAGCAUCUCUCCAGCCAGCUCAUCUUUUUUGUUCUGUUCCAGUUCGCAAGCUUCCCUCACAUGGUGCUCUCGCUUCAUCAGAAGCUGGCCGGUCGAGGGUUAAUAAAGGGACGUGAUCAUCUGAUGUGGGUCCUGCUUCAGUUCAUCUCAGGAAGUAUUCAGAAGAACGCUCUGGCUGACUUUCUCCCCGUCAUGAAACUGUUUGACCUGCUUUAUCCUGAGAAAGAGUGUAUUCCUGUCCCAGACAUCAACAAGCCCCAGUCCACACAUGCCUUCGCAAUGACCUGCAUCUGGAUCCACCUGAACUGCAAAGCUCAGAAUGAAACCUCCAAACUGCAGAUUCCCAUCCCACACUCAUUAAAGCUACAUCAUGAGUUUCUGCAGCAGAGUCUGCGCAGUAAGAGUUUGCCUAUGACAGAUUAUAAGAUCGCUCUGCUGUGUAACGCAUACUCCACUAACCCUGAGUGUUUCACACUGCCCAUGGGUGUACUGGUGGAGACCAUCUAUGGGAACGGCAGUAUGCGGAUUACUCUACCUGGAACAAACUGCUUGGCGUCUGGGUCUGUUACACCUCUACCCAUGAACCUGCUGGACUCACUUACAGUUCAUGCUAAGAUGAGCCUGAUCCACAGCAUCGCCACUCGUGUGAUUAAACUGGCUCAUGCCAAAUCUAGUCAGGCUUUGGCCCCUGCCCUGGUGGAGACUUACAGCAGACUACUGGUGUACAUGGAGAUUGAAUCCCUGGGCAUCAAGGGUUUCAUAAGUCAGCUCCUGCCGAAUGUGUUCAAGUCUCACGCGUGGGGAAUCCUGCACACGCUACUGGAGAUGUUCAGCUACCGCAUGCAUCACAUUCAGCCUCAUUACCGCGUGCAGCUCCUCUCGCAUCUUCACUCGCUCGCUGCAGUUCCACAAACCAAUCAGAAUCAACUGCACCUCUGUGUUGAGAGUACAGCUCUGAGGUUGAUCACAGCUUUGGGGAGUUCUGAAGUUCAGCCACAGUUCACACGCUUCCUGAGUGAUCCUAAAACUGUCCUGUCUGCAGAGUCAGAGGAGCUGAACCGAGCUCUCAUCCUGACACUCGCUCGAGCCACACAUGUUACAGAUUUUUUCACUGGAUCAGACUCCAUUCAGGGUACCUGGUGUAAGGAGAUCCUGCAAACCAUCAUGAACUUCACACCUCAUAACUGGGCUUCUCAUACUCUCAGCUGUUUUCCCGCUCCACUUCAGGCAUUCUUCAAGCAGAACAAUGUUCCGCAGGAGAGUCGUUUUAACCUGAAGAAGAACGUUGAGGAGGAGUACAGGAAGUGGAAGUCUAUGACGAAUGAGAAUGACAUCAUCACACACUUCUCCAUGCAGGGCUCGCCACCGCUCUUCUUGUGUCUGCUGUGGAAGAUGCUGCUGGAGACGGACCACAUCAACCAGAUCGGCUUCAGGGUUCUGGAGAGGAUCGGGGCUCGUGCACUGGUGGCACACGUACGGACGUUUGCUGAUUUUCUGGUGUAUGAGUUCUCCACAUCAGCAGGAGGACAGCAGCUGAACAAGUGUAUUGAGAUUCUGAAUGACAUGGUGUGGAAAUACAACAUCGUGACCCUGGACAGACUCAUCCUCUGCCUGGCCAUGAGAAGUCAUGAGGGUAAUGAAGCACAGGUCUGUUAUUUCAUCAUUCAACUUCUUCUCCUCAAACCCAAUGACUUCCGCAAUCGUGUCAGUGAUUUUGUGAAGGAAAACGCUCCGGAGCAUUGGCUGCAGAGUGACUGGCACACCAAACAUAUGACUUAUCACAAGAAAUAUCCAGAGAAGUUGUACUUUGAAGGUCUGGCAGAACAGGUCAAUCCUCCCAUCCAGCUGCAGUCCCAGUAUCUUCCCAUUUAUUUUGGUAAUGUUUGUCUGCGCUUCCUGCCCGUGUUUGACAUCGUCAUCCAUCGUUUCCUUGAGCUGUUGCCUGUUUCUAAAUCUCUGGAGACAUUACUCGAUCAUCUGGGUGGGCUCUACAAGUUUCACGAUCGACCGGUGACGUACUUGUACAACACGCUCCAUUAUUAUGAGCGACAUCUUCGAGAUCGCACUAACCUGAAGAGAAAGUUAGUUCAUGCCAUUAUGAGUUCACUGAAGGACAACCGUACACCCGGCUGGUGUCUCAGUGAGACGUACCUGAAGUGCGGUAUGAACCCCAGAGAUGACAACGUCUGGAUACCAGAUGACACUUAUUACUGCAAACUCAUUGGUCGACUCGUGGACACCAUGGCUGGUAAAUCUCCAGGUCCGUUCCCUAACUGUGAUUGGCGCUUUAAUGAGUUUCCAAACCCUGCUGCCCACGCGUUACACGUCACCUGUGUGGAGCUCAUGGCUCUUGCGGUGCCAGGGAAAGAAGUGGGAAACGCUUUACUCAAUGUAGUGCUAAAGAGUCAGCCGUUGGUUCCCCGUGAGAACAUCACAGCGUGGAUGAACGCUAUUGGACUGGUCAUCACAGCUCUCCCUGAGCCGUACUGGAUCGUCCUUCAUGACCGGAUCGUGAGCGUGGUCAGCAGUCCGGUUCUGAGUUCAGAGACGGAGUGGGUCGGUUAUCCGUUUCAGUUGUUGGACUUCACAGCCUGUCACCAGUCUUAUUCAGAGAUGCAUUGCAGUUAUGUCCUGGCGUUGGCACACGCCGUCUGGCAUCACUCCAGUAUCGGACAGCUCUCUCUUAUACCCAAGUUCCUGUCAGAGGUUCUGAAGCCCAUUGUGAAGACUGAGUUUCAGCUGUUGUAUGUGUAUCACCUGGUGGGUCCAUUUCUUCAGCGCUUCCAACAAGAGAGAACCAGAUGCAUGCUGGAGAUUGGAGUGGCGUUUUAUGAAAUGCUUCAGGCUGUGGAUCAGCACAGUAAACAUCUGGCCUUUAUGGACCCCAUCUGUGACUUUCUUUACCACAUUAAAUACAUGUUUACCGGAGACAGUGUCAAAGACCAGGUGGAGCGGAUUAUCUGUUCACUGAGGCCGGCCAUGAGACUGCGUCUCCGCUUCAUCACUCACAUCAGUAAGAUGGAGACCACAGCCGUCUCCACGGCGACCGCCACCCCUCAGCCGACGAGCGUCUCAUCUCCAGCUUCCCAGAGCGGAGCUGGACCUUCUAAUAUUCCUCUCUCUGUGGCACAGUAGCACGAUGGGACUGUACGGCAUAGAGACAGAAGUACAGUAUGAGCAGCUUCGCCUUCAACUUUUGUUGUAAUACUGUUAAACGUGAAGUAAAUGUUGGAGAAGGAGAAUCAGGAGGUUUUUUAUAUUCACAUGAAUCAAGCUUUUCCUUCUCUGAAUUAAACCGACUCGAUCUCAGCAGAACAUCUCUGUUGCCUUCAAGAAGAUCAAGGACUGACCUACCAAGGUUAUAAUCGUUAUCCUAAAAACUUUAGUCUGAACUUUCAUAGACACACAAACCUUUUGUAUGAAAUAAAAGUGUGCUUUUUUGUUUUUUGAGUCAUGUUUUAUUUUUGUAAUAAUGUAAUAAUCCAGUUAUGCUGUAUGUGCUGUAACUGAAGCCUGAGUUAAACUGCUGAAUAAGCCGAACUUAAUAAACUGAAGCAUUCAUCCGAAUGAAGCCGGUGUUUG
Molecule: messenger RNA, 4733 nt
Organism: Paramisgurnus dabryanus
Lineage: Eukaryota; Metazoa; Chordata; Actinopteri; Cypriniformes; Cobitidae
Gene: med23
Product: mediator complex subunit 23
Biological process (GO): regulation of transcription by RNA polymerase II; positive regulation of gene expression
Cellular component (GO): mediator complex; transcription regulator complex
Source: RefSeq, a predicted model, not a curated record